ACAGAUUUAUGAGCAAUGCAGCAGCUUACACAUUUCUCCCCAAAGACCUCGUUCUCUUCCUUCUCACCUCUGCGUCCUCUCUUUGCCUCCUACACCUACCCCUUGAAAUCUCACUUUUACCCCUUUUUCCGCCUCAAUUUACAAUCCUGUCCUCUCCGGAGACCCUCUUUCGCAUACCACGUGGGCAAUAAAAGCGGCGUUUCGAUGGAAUCGAACGUGGUUUCACCGGAGGUUGCUGCGUCGGUCGACUCCGUGACGCAGGAUUUACAGAAUCAGAGUCUGGGGACUGACGGUGGUGAUGAUAAGAAUAGUAGCAGUGGGAAGUUGAAGCUGGAAGAUCUUAAUUGGGACCACUCUUUUGUUAGAGAGUUGCCCGGUGAUCAAAGAAGCGACACAAUUCCGCGGCAGGUGAUGCAUGCAUGUUAUACAAAUGUUUCUCCGUCGGCUGAAGUAGAGAACCCUCAGCUUGUUGCGUGGUCAGAUUCAGUUGCAGAGUUGCUUGAUCUGGAUCCUAAAGAAUUUGAAAGGCCAGACUUCCCCCUAAAAUUUUCCGGAGCAUCUCCUUUGGUUGGAGCGAGGUCCUAUGCUCAAAACUAUGGAGGACAUCAAUUUGGCAUGUGGGCUGGCCAACUUGGAGAUGGAAGGGCAAUAACUCUAGGAGAGAUUUUGAAUUCUAAGUCUGAAAGGUGGGAACUGCAGCUUAAAGGUGCUGGGAAGACUCCGUACAGUCGUUUUGCUGAUGGCCUUGCAGUUCUACGUAGCAGUAUCAGGGAAUUUCUUUGCAGUGAAGCGAUGCACAAUCUCGGGAUUCCAACUACUCGUGCUCUUUGCCUUGUGACGACAGGAACUCAUGUUACUCGUGACAUGUUUUAUGAUGGCAAUCCAAAGGAAGAACCUGGUGCAAUUGUUUGCAGAGUCGCUCAGUCAUUUAUUCGCUUUGGUUCAUACCAAUUACAUGCUUCUAGAGGGAAAGAGGACCUUCAAAUUGUUUGUGCUUUGGCGGACUAUGCCAUUAGACAUCACUUUCCUCAUAUCGAGAACAUGAGUAAAAGUGACAGCUUAUCUUUUAGUACAGGCGAUGAGGAACUUUCAGUUGUGGAUCUAACAUCAAACAAGUAUGCAGCUUGGAUAGUGGAGGUCGCUGAGCGUACCGCUUCGUUGGUUGCAAGGUGGCAGGGGGUUGGUUUCACUCAUGGUGUGCUGAACACUGACAAUAUGAGCAUAUUGGGCCUCACCAUUGAUUAUGGACCCUUUGGUUUUCUGGAUGCUUUCGAUCCAACCUACACACCAAAUACCACAGAUCUUCCUGGAAGAAGAUACUGUUUUGCUAAUCAGCCUGAUAUUGGCUUAUGGAAUAUAGCGCAGUUUGCCUCCUCCUUACAAGCUGCUGAGUUGAUUAACGAUAAGGAGGCAAACUAUGCCAUGGAAAGGUAUGGAAACAAAUUUAUGGAUGAGUAUCAAGCUAUAAUGACUAAAAAGCUUGGCCUUCCCAAGUAUAAUAAAGAGUUGAUCAGUAAACUUCUGAAUAAUAUGGCUGUUGAUAAAGUUGAUUAUACAAAUUUCUUUCGGUUGCUUUCCAAUAUCAAAGCUGAUCCUGGCAUUCCCGAAGAUGAGUUGUUGCAUCCCCUGAAGGCUGUUCUGUUGGAUAUUGGCAAGGAACGGAAGGAGGCAUGGAUCAACUGGGUGAAAUCCUACAUACAAGAGCUUGCUGCCAGUGGUUGCUCAGAUGAGCAGAGGAAGGCCUCGAUGAAUUCAGUGAACCCAAAAUAUGUUCUUCGGAAUUAUUUGUGCCAGAGCGCCAUUGAUGCAUCCGAACAAGGAGAUUUCAGCGAAGUCCGGAGGCUGCUUAAACUAAUGGAACGACCAUAUGAUGAUCAACCAGGAAUGGAAAAAUAUGCUCGCUUGCCACCAGCAUGGGCCUAUCGGCCAGGCGUUUGCAUGCUUUCUUGUUCAUCAUGAAUUGGUUGAACUUUCAGUAUGGUACCGGAAGGCAGAAACCUAGUAUGAAUGUGACUUCUCUUUUGCAUUUUCCCCAUUUCCGGUGAGUAUAACUUAUUGUAUAUAAAAGCAGAACCAAGAUUUCGGCUUCCCAUUAUGAUUAAGUAGAAAUUUACACAGAGCUAUUUCGUUUCCCGUUAUAACAGUUCAUGCAGUUGGAAGUAUUUGAUUUAUUGAUUUUUAGAAUAACAAUUCUCAGAUAUUCUUUCAA
Molecule: messenger RNA, 2209 nt
Organism: Tripterygium wilfordii
Lineage: Eukaryota; Viridiplantae; Streptophyta; Magnoliopsida; Celastrales; Celastraceae
Product: protein adenylyltransferase SelO-like
Exons: 8
Coding region: 16-1959 (647 amino acids)
Source: RefSeq, a predicted model, not a curated record